This is a messenger RNA of Acytostelium subglobosum LB1, 558 nucleotides long. RefSeq lists its product as hypothetical. The coding region runs from base 1 to 558 and encodes 185 amino acids. The transcript has a single exon. The record is from RefSeq and is a predicted model, not a curated record. NCBI's taxonomy places the organism in Eukaryota, Evosea, Eumycetozoa, Acytosteliales, Acytosteliaceae.
AUGAUCCCUACUACAUCGACAUGGUUGCUCAAGUCUUGCAACAUCAUCUACUCUCACUUGUACUCAUACUUCCAAAACAAUGCUACAGACCUUGAGAUGAUCAUCACCAAGAUUGUCGAUUCAUUUGCCACGUCUGACCUGGUACAAGUCUCAACCGAAUCAUUCUGCUCCAUUACAAUGAAGUGUUGCAGACAACUGGUCGACCAGUUCAAUGAUAUAUUGAAUGGAUGUGUCGAAUAUCUACCAUUUAUCGAGGCGGAUCCAAUUGACAAUACAUUAGCACUUGUCUUUAAUGGGCUGCUCUCAAUCAUCUCAGUAAUGCGAACACCAUUCGAUAUGCAAGAUGCCUUCAACCUGGCAAUCAAACCAUUGAUCAAGGUUGUAUCACGAACUAUCCAAACACUGAAACCAUCAAUGUCUGGUCCAGCUUCAAACAACAAAAUCGGCAAACUGGUUAGCCACUUGAAGGUGUACAACACGUUCAUAUCUGAUGGUAUCCUUCGAGGCAGAGACGACCUAUUUCAAUGUUAUGCUUCCCCAAUUCAAACAUGUUCUUGA